Molecule: messenger RNA, 1877 nt
Organism: Nicotiana tabacum (common tobacco)
Lineage: Eukaryota; Viridiplantae; Streptophyta; Magnoliopsida; Solanales; Solanaceae
Product: digalactosyldiacylglycerol synthase 2, chloroplastic-like
Biological process (GO): galactolipid biosynthetic process
Cellular component (GO): chloroplast outer membrane
Molecular function (GO): digalactosyldiacylglycerol synthase activity
Source: RefSeq, a predicted model, not a curated record
CUCUCAUUUUCAUUGUAUACAUCUUAAUUUAUUUAUUACCCUACCACCCACCUACUAAUUGUUCUUGAACAAAAUUCUCCUGACCUGCAGAAUUCUUCAACCUUGUCAUUGGAGAAAAUUAAGCUGUGCAGGUCAGUGUAUGAAAUUUCCCUUUCCUGACUCUAGGUGGCAUGUGAAGAAGCCAGAAAUAAUCUGACUCUACCUCAAUAAAUGGAUAAAAAACAUCACAUCGCCAUAUAUACCACUGCAAGCAUUCCUUGGCUAACUGGAACUUCCGUCAAUCCUCUCUUUCGUGCUGCAUAUCUUGCGAAAGAUGGUGCGCAAAAGGUUACCUUGGUGGUUCCUUGGCUGCCAUUGAAAGAUCAGGAACAUGUGUUUCCGAACGGUAUCAAAUUUAGUUCACACUUGGAGCAGGAAAAGUGUGUCCGUCAGUGGUUGGAAGAGAGGACUGGUUUUGCAUCAAAUUUUAGCAUACGUUUUUACCCUGGAAAGUUUUCUCUGGAAAAAAGGAGCAUUCUUGCUUUAGGGGACAUCACAGUAAUCAUUCCAGAUGAUGAAGCAGAUGUUGCAGUCCUUGAGGAGCCCGAGCAUCUUACAUGGUUUCAUCACGGAAAGAGAUGGAAAAAGAAAUUUCGUUUGGUUGUAGGAAUUGUUCACACCAAUUACCUGGAAUAUGUAAGGAGAGAAAGGAAUGCCGUGCAGGCAUUUUUCUUAAAACAGAUAAAUAGCUGGGUUGUCGAUAUUUAUUGUCACAAGGUCAUCAGGUUAUCUGCUGCCACCCAGGAUCUCCCAAGAUCUCUGGUCUGUAAUGUGCAUGGAGUCAAUCCAAAAUUCCUUCAAAUUGGGAUGAAAACAAGAGAGAAACAGCAACAUGAUAACCAAGCUUUCAGCAAAGGUGUCUACUACAUUGGUAAGAUGUUGUGGAGUAAAGGUUACAAGGAGCUACUUAGACUCUUACGUGAUCAUCAAAAGGAACUUGCUGGACUGGAAAUCGAUUUACACGGUAGUGGUGAGGAUUCUGCUCAAAUUGAGGCAGCUUUUAAGAAGUUGGAAUUGGCAGUUAAGGUACAUCCAGCAUGUGAUCAUGCAGAUCCCUUAUUUCACGACUAUAAAGUGCUUCUUAAUCCAAGCACCACGGAUGUAGUUUGUACAACCACAGCUGAAGCACUAGCAAUGGGCAAAAUAGUUGUAUGCGCCAACCAUCCAUCAAAUGAAUUCUUUAUGCAGUUCCCGAAUUGCAGAACAUAUGAUGACGGUGAAGGGUUUGUUAAAGCUACACUCAAGGCAUUAUCCGACGAGCCUGCUCCACUGGCUGAUAAACAAAGGCAUGAACUUUCUUGGGAAGCAGCAACCGAGCGAUUUCUGGAAGUAGCACAGCUGGACAUCACGCCGAUGAGGAAAUCAUCAAAGACUACUUCAAAGUCUUUUCUCUCGACAUCCUUAAGUUUAAAGAAAAAAUUUGAGGAUGCAUCAGCGGGGGUACAUUUCGUGGGGACGGGAUUUCUGAGUUCACAACCGAAUGAAGAGCAAUGUAAAGAGCUGGGAUUGGCUAUUCCUUCAAAGAAAAAGGGAUUUUCUUCUGGAAGGUGGAUCUGAGGCGCAUCCUCUGCAGGCUGGUUUCUCUAUUAAUACUGUUAACAUCUCUACUUUUUGACAGCAACAAUAUUUGAGUUUCUUUCUAUUGAUAAUCAUGGGAUUUUGCUGUUCCAUUGCAAGGAUUAGUUUUUAUUUUUCUGGUUGUUGUUGUACAGACUCUUUUGGCUCCCAAAUGAGCUUUGUUUUUUUAGAGAGGACAAAUCAACUCCUUGUAUAUACUAUAUAGGAUGUAACUUAUAUCCACUGACAGUGUAAUGAAAACUUUACAUUAAUCAGUGCAA